GGCACGAAUGAUUAAUUGUCAUUGUGUGAGCGAGUGUGAGGACUGGUCGUUUGUUGUUGUUCCUGCCGGAAAACAAGAAAAAAUGUUGCUGAAAUUCCUGCAUGCAUUGUUCCUCGUAGGCUUCCUGAUUGCAUCGUGUCGAUGCGUGACCGAGGAGGACGAGGGUGUAAAGUACGCGAACGAAUGCGAAGUUUGCAAGAUAUUGGCAACGGAAUUGCAGGAGCGACUCGAGGAAACUGGUCGGACGCACGAAGUUUUAGAGACAGGAUACGCUGUCGACGAUAUCAAACCAAAGAAGAAAACCGAAUACCAGAAGAGCGAGUUGAGGUUGGUCGAGUCGUUGGAAGGUGUAUGCGAUCGGAUUCUGCAGUACAACAUCCACAAGGAGCGCGAGGACAGCACCAGAUUCGCGAAGGGCAUGAGUCAGACGUUCCAGACGCUGCACGGAUUAGUCGAUAAGGGCGUCAAAGUCGAACUCGGAAUCCCGUUCGAACUGUGGGACAAACCGAGCGUCGAAAUCACAAACAUGAAGACACAAUGUGAAACUCUUCUGGAGCAGAACGAAGGGGACAUCGAGGAUUGGUAUUUCAAGUAUCAGGGCAAGCAGAGUCUCAAACAAUACCUGUGCGCAGAUAGGGCACUGAAGGGAAAGGACACCAGAUGCCUGAAUGAGAAGCUCAAAGGUGAGACUGGGAAACGUAAACCAGAUGAGUUAUAAUAAGCCAAAUUUAUUCCUUCGUAAUUUGUACAACAACUAAACACUACUACUACUUAAUAAUAAAUAAUAUUUUUAAUUUUUU
Molecule: messenger RNA, 800 nt
Organism: Nicrophorus vespilloides
Lineage: Eukaryota; Metazoa; Arthropoda; Insecta; Coleoptera; Silphidae
Gene: CNPYb
Product: protein canopy 4
Exons: 3
Coding region: 8-718 (236 amino acids)
Cellular component (GO): endomembrane system
Molecular function (GO): signaling receptor binding
Source: RefSeq, a predicted model, not a curated record